Molecule: messenger RNA, 411 nt
Organism: Dentiscutata erythropus
Lineage: Eukaryota; Fungi; Glomeromycota; Glomeromycetes; Diversisporales; Gigasporaceae
Source: the annotation of a GenBank genome assembly
AUGGGUGGCGGAUUAUUAAAUAUUAAAAUUAGAAAUUCAUCAAAUCCUGAUAAUUAUGAACCGGAAACAAGAAAAUUAAGUGUUCCCUCAAAUAUCAAAUGGAAUGAUUUAGAAAAAGAGAUUCGAGCAUUAUUUUCCGAAAUAAAUUCAAAUGAUAUAAUUCAAUUAAAAUAUCGUGAUUUCGAAGGCGAUAUAAUUCAUAUUUCAACUGAUGGAGAACUUUCAAGUAUAUUAUGUACGUUAAAUGAAGAAGAAUCAAUGGUGAAAUUUGAUUUGGUUAUUAAAUCAAAACCCUUAGAAUCAUUAAAGUUUGAAAUAGAUGACGAAUUUGUUGAUAUCACUAAAAAUAUUUUGCAACAAUGGCUUAGUGAAAACUUGCCAAAUCUUAUUGAUAAAGUAACUCGAGAAGUU